This is a messenger RNA of Exophiala aquamarina CBS 119918, 1341 nucleotides long. RefSeq lists its product as uncharacterized. Gene Ontology annotation, biological process: transmembrane transport; tripeptide transport; dipeptide transport. The coding region runs from base 1 to 1341 and encodes 446 amino acids. The transcript is spliced from 8 exons. Gene Ontology annotation, molecular function: dipeptide transmembrane transporter activity; allantoate transmembrane transporter activity. NCBI's taxonomy places the organism in Eukaryota, Fungi, Ascomycota, Eurotiomycetes, Chaetothyriales, Herpotrichiellaceae. The record is from RefSeq and is a predicted model, not a curated record. Gene Ontology annotation, cellular component: plasma membrane.
AUGGAAUCCCCGCACAAGAGUGAACUAGAUGAACUGCCUCAAGAUGCGCAAGAAGUAAAAAUCAAUCCAGUUGACACCAACUCACUUUCGAGGGGUGAGGAUGUCGAUAGCUGGACCGAGGAAGAAGAGCAACGCGUUAAAAGGAAAAUUGACGUUAGGAUUUUGCCUCUUCUGGCAAUUUGUUAUAUGCUUCAACUUCUGGACAAGACGUCGUUAUCCGGUGCUUCGAUCCUGGGUAUCAUUCAAGACCUGAAACUCGUAGGAAGCCAGUAUUCAUGGUCUUCCUCCAUUUUCUACUUUGGCUUCCUUGUCUUUAGCUAUCCCACUUCGGUGCUCAUGGUCAAGUAUCCAAUUGGUAAAUAUGUCUCUUCAACAGUUAUCGUUUGGGCCGGUGUUAUCAUGCUUCAUGCUGCUUGCUACAACUGGGGCGGCCUGAUGGCCGUCAGAGCGUUCCUUGGAGUCGCCGAAGCUUCUUGCACACCUGCUUUCGCUAUUUUGAUAGGCCUUUUUUACAAACGAAGUGAGCAGCCAUCACGCCAGAACCUAUGGUUUCUCGGACAAGCUGUCGGAGGUGCCUGCGGUGCAAUCAUUACCUGGGCAGUCACUUUCCUGGAAGGCGCACUGGACACAUGGCAGUACCUCUUUCUGAUUUAUGGAGCAGCGACUAUUGUAUGGGGGGUUGUCAUGCUACUCAUGCUCCCUGAUCAUCCCUCAACAGCACGCUUUUUCACUCUAAGAGAGCGGGAAAUUGCAACCCGUCGUCUAGAGUAUGAAUCGACAAAGAGGUCGUCAGUGUACAAGAAGGGGCAAGUCUUCGAGGCUCUUAUGGAUCCCCAAGUUUGGUUCAUGGCUUUGUACACUUUCACUGUGCAUCUCGCCAAUGGUGGCAUUGCUGCUUUUGGUGUGCUUGUCGUCUCAGGCCUAGGCUUCGACAAGCGAACAACCCUGCUAUUGCAAGCACCUAUCGCUGGCUUUCAAAUGAUAUUCAUCGUGACGGGAAUCUUAGCCACACACUACUUCCAAAAUGCUCGUCUUUAUGUGAUGAUCUUCCUUGUUUCAUGCAGCUUGACUGGCAUGACUAUGGUAUAUGCGAUUGAUCCAGUUCGUUCUGUUGCCCGAUAUUGUGGCUACUGUCUCACGACUGGCUAUGUUGCGUGCUUACCGACGGCCCUUUCAAUCAUUACCUCGAACGUCACCGGACAUACGAAACGAUCAACAGCUUUAGGAAUGAUGGUACGUUUUCUCUACAGUCAUAUCGGUGGCUCGCCGGAAGUUGCGUUGACGCCUGAGACAUGUCUUGAGCGACGAUACUGGCUUUCAGCAGACGACCCCUCCCCUUAA